Prunus avium (sweet cherry) is the source of this 1316-nucleotide messenger RNA. RefSeq names its product membrane-associated kinase regulator, putative (DUF1645). The record is from RefSeq and is a predicted model, not a curated record. Lineage: Eukaryota; Viridiplantae; Streptophyta; Magnoliopsida; Rosales; Rosaceae.
AAUCCAAGGUGAAGGGUCAAGCCCCACACUUUGGGUCAUUCUCAUUUCCACCCAACCCUCCUCUCUCUCUCUCUCUCUCUCUCUCUCUCUCUCUCUCUCUGCUCUGUUUGCUCUGAAUUAAAAUAUCAAAAAGCUGCACAGAGAGAAUUGAAUUGAAGAAGCUACCAAAUUGAUAAUAAUGCAGGCUGCUUCAGGUCCAUUAAUCUCACUCUCUCCCAGCUUCAACACCUAUUCUUCCUCCGACCGACUCGCUCAGAUCGCCGCUCGAGUCGUCAGCGAGUUAACCUCUCAAGAUCAUCAACUCAACCACGAUGAGCUCGACUGGGAAAGUUUGUACGCUACUCAUCAUCUUGAAGAAGAAGAAGAACUAGUAAAACAACAACAACACCGACAACCCCAAAACGACGGCGUACAUGAGGAGGCGGAGGAGGAGGAAGAGGAAUUUGAGUUUGCUUUUGUCGGCAGAGACACGCACACGUCGCCUAUCUCAGCUGACGAGAUUUUCUCCAACGGCCAGAUCAGGCCCGUCUACCCUCUCUUCGACCAAGACUUAUUAAAAGAGCACAACGGCGUCGUAUCUCCUAAAAACGUUAACGGCGAUGCCGACGCCGUUAAUAAGAACAACUCCAAGGCAGCUACGACGCCGAAGCAACGUCGUUUGCCGCUCAGAAUGCUCAUGAUCGAAGAGGAGCGCGAAACCGCAUCGUGCUCGUCCUCCGAGGCCGACGACCUCGAGAACCUGCCACCUGGUACCUACUGCGUGUGGGCCCCCCCGAAGACCAAGAGCAGCUCCGCGGGCUCGUCGAAGCGCUGGAAGUUUCGGGACCUUCUUUAUCGUAGCAGCAGCGACGGCAAGGAGACUUUCGUCUUUUUGGCUCCGUCCUCGACCAAGAGAGCCGACAACAAGAACAACAAGAAGGACGACGUCGUCUCCAAGAAAAGAGUCGGCGGCGGCGGCGGCGUGUCGCAGAAUGAGGAGCGUUUUGUCGUGAGGAGCAAAGCCGCGGAGGAAGGAGAUAAACGACGGUCGUUUUUACCGUACAGGCGGGACUUUGUGGGGUUCUUCUCUAACGUGAAUGGGCUUAGCAGGAAUUUGCAUCCAUUUUGAGAGAUUAGUGAUUGAAAAUUGGGCUAAGUUUUGGUUUUUGUGAGUAUUUUCUAAUUUCUAUUAUUAAUUUUUAUUAGGCUUUUUUUGUUCUUUGAUAAAAUUACAAUUAGUUAAUAGUUUGCAUUAACUAAUGAGAAAUGGGUUUGUUCAUUUCAUGUAAUUAAAUGGAAUAUAUUUUAUAUUGUGAGAGCAUUGGAAACUUCGUUUA